AUGAAUCAUACCAACUUCACCUCAGAAGCCAACAUGGCUAUCAAAUUCAAAACGGUGACGGAAAAUAUGCUGAUCACCCUGACCCUGUCUAUAAUCACCACCUUGACAAUGCUACUGAACUCUUCUGUCAUUUCAGCCAUUUGUACAACGAAGAAACUCCACCAGCCUGCCAACUACUUAAUAUGCUCCCUGGCUGUUACAGACUUACUUGUCGCUGUUUUGGUCAUGCCCUUGAGUAUUACAUACAUCAUAAUGGAGAGGUGGACUUUGGGUCAUUUCCUCUGUGAAAUUUGGCUGAGCAUCGACAUGACCUGCUGCACAUGCUCAAUACUUCACCUUUGUGUCAUUGCGCUUGAUAGGUACUGGGCAAUCACAGAUGCUAUCGAAUAUGCCCGGAAAAGAACUGCAAAGAGAGCUGGCAUUAUGAUCACUACUGUGUGGACUAUCUCCAUUUUCAUUUCCAUGCCUCCUUUGUUUUGGAGAAACCAGAGCAGUUACAGCAAUUCCACUGACUGCCAGAUCCAACACAGCCAUGUUAUCUAUACAAUUUACUCUACGUUUGGAGCAUUUUACAUCCCUUUGACACUCAUACUGAUUCUCUAUUACAGAAUUUAUCAUGCUGCCAAGAGUCUUUACCAAAAACGGGGAUCAAGCCGACACCUCAGCAGCAGGAGCACCGACAGCCAAAACUCUUUUGCAAGCUGCAAGCUCACACAGACAUUCUGUGUGUCAGACUUCUCCACCUCUGAUCCCACCACGGAAUUUGACAGAAUGAAUUCUUCAGUGAGGACUCCAAGCUCGGACAAUGACCUUGAUUUGGCUGAGGACCGUCAACAGAUCUCCAGUGUACGGGAGCGAAAGGCUGCACGCAUUCUUGGUCUAAUUUUAAGUGCAUUCAUUUUGUCUUGGUUGCCCUUUUUCAUUAAGGAGCUCAUCGUGGGUGUUGGGCUUAUUACCGUAUCUACAGAACUGGCUCACUUUUUGACAUGGCUCGGCUAUGUGAAUUCUCUUAUCAAUCCUCUGUUGUACACUAGUUUCAAUGAAGAUUUUAAACUUGCCUUUAAAAAGCUUGUUAAGUGUUGGUAA
Gekko japonicus is the source of this 1086-nucleotide messenger RNA. It is a transcript of the gene HTR1E, whose product is annotated as 5-hydroxytryptamine (serotonin) receptor 1E, G protein-coupled. Gene Ontology annotation, molecular function: neurotransmitter receptor activity; G protein-coupled serotonin receptor activity. Bases 1 to 1086 code for a protein of 361 amino acids. The transcript has a single exon. Gene Ontology annotation, cellular component: dendrite; membrane. Gene Ontology annotation, biological process: chemical synaptic transmission; G protein-coupled receptor signaling pathway, coupled to cyclic nucleotide second messenger. The record is from RefSeq and is a predicted model, not a curated record. Lineage: Eukaryota; Metazoa; Chordata; Lepidosauria; Squamata; Gekkonidae.